Messenger RNA from Pseudopipra pipra, 5480 nucleotides. It is a transcript of the gene GPR68, whose product is annotated as G protein-coupled receptor 68. Gene Ontology annotation, molecular function: G protein-coupled receptor activity. Gene Ontology annotation, biological process: G protein-coupled receptor signaling pathway; cellular response to pH. The record is from RefSeq and is a predicted model, not a curated record. Lineage: Eukaryota; Metazoa; Chordata; Aves; Passeriformes; Pipridae. The coding region runs from base 124 to 1230 and encodes 368 amino acids. Gene Ontology annotation, cellular component: membrane. The transcript has a single exon.
UCCUGCAGCAAGUCAUCACUUCAGCCAAAAGGUUUGUGGAAGAAAUAAGCAAUGCAUGAAAAUGGAUGUAAUUAAUUCUUACAUUCAGGAUCCUGAUGAGUGAUACACAGGGAGAACUAGAAGAUGGUAAAUCUCACAGAGAACACAACUGAGAAGUGCAAUAUUAAUCAUGAUAUCCAUGAGACAUUAUCCCCUGUGGUAUACAUAUUUGUAUUUAUAGUAGGCUUGCCAGCUAACUGCCUGUCCCUGUACUAUGGGUAUUUACAGAUCAAAGCUAAGAAUGAACUGGGUAUCUACCUUUGCAAUUUGACUCUAGCGGACCUGCUCUACAUAUUUUCUUUGCCUUUUUGGCUUCAGUAUGCUUUACAGCAUGACAAUUGGACCUAUGAUGAGCUGCUGUGCAAAAUCUGUGGCAUCAUCUUAUAUGAGAACAUCUAUAUCAGCGUGGGCUUCCUCUGCUGCAUCUCCAUUGACCGCUAUCUCGCCGUCGUGCACCCCUUUCGGUUUCAGCAGUUUCGGACAAUGAAGGCAGCUGCAAUUGUGAGCAUCAUUAUCUGGACCAAAGAAAUAAUGACAUGCUGCUUUGUCUUCACACACGGGGAGAUCAGUAUGGAUGCUGAGAGCCACUUGGUGUGCUUUGAGCACUACCCCAUCAAACAGUGGGAGCACAACGUCAAUUACUACCGCUUCUCUGCUGGCUUCCUCUUCCCCUUCUUUCUGCUGGCCUUCUCUUACUGUGGGAUUUUACGAGUUGUCCACAAGAGUCCCGGCACUCAAAAGAAGAAGAAAAUCCAAAUUAAAAGACUGGUUUCAAGCACUGUUUUCAUAUUUUUAGUGUGCUUUGGGCCAUACCAUAUCCUACUUGUAGUUCGUAGCUUGUUGGAGAACAACUGCUCGUUUGCUGAGAAAAUAUUUAAUGUUUAUCAUAUUUCUCUCCUGUUGACUACUUUUAACUGUGUUGCUGACCCACUAUUGUACUGUUUUUCCAGUGAAAGCACUUACCAGAACUUUGUCAAGAUGCGAGACUCUUGUCUAACAUGUUUAGGGCGUCUGAGGACUGAGACGAAGGAAUCCUAUCCACUGACCAGUACGGAAGCACCCAACAGGACACAGCAUGAGCAACAACCUGGGAUAUUACAAAUACCACUUGAUGGUACCGGAAUGAGGGACUGCUCUACAGCUAACAUAGGCAGAUGUGGGGGUUUGAGACCCCCAAAAUCUAAUUCCUGAGUCCAAGCUCCCCUCCCCCAUCUCACCCCAGUGUGAGAUGGAUUUUCCAGACACAACACAAGACUCAAUAUGGGGGGAAUUAUAUUACAGUCACUACACAAAUAAAUAUUAUAUUAUAUAUACACAAUCUUAAUUAUCUUUCCUAUGAUAAAGCAGUAUUUACAAUGGAUCAAAUCUCUUCUCCCUCCAAUAAAAGUCCAGAUGGGAAGUAGGAAAAGAUCCUUUCCACGUUUAAGGCAACAGUCUCUCCUCUUCCAUGCAGCAGCUGUAGCUGGAUUGUUGUAGCUGGAUCUCUUCCAUUACAGACAAGAGGGGUCUCCUUUCACCCCUCUCAAGCCCUUCAACUCCAAGCAAAGGUCUCUCUCUUCUGGACUGCGAAUUAGCCGGGACAAAGGCUCGCUUCACCACCUCAUAUCACAAAGUUGCAGGGGUCUUCGUGACGGUCCCUCUCCUCAGGGGAUUUAAGCUCCCUUGAGUCAGAAUGUUAGGGCAGCUUUCAGUUGAAAGUCUUUGACUCAACCAUUCUACCAGAGCUCCUGUGCUCUGUCUCAGGCUGCCGGCUUGGCAGCAGCAGUGGGGGGGGCCAGGCCACUUCCCUGGCAUUCCUUCUGGCUGUCCUGGUCCAGCUUCAGGACGUCUCUGAGCUUCUUAGCUCCUCUCUCUCUGCUGUAUGCUGCAUUUUAGGACUUCCAUCCAGUAGGAGCCCACCCCACUCCACUUAGGAGGGCUCUCAAAGGGUUUUGGGGGGUCUAGUUCAGUUCUUACCCCAAAAACUCUGUCCGUAGAGCUUAGUUCUCUCUCUCUCUCUCUCUCCAUUAGAGAUCUCUGUCUCUCUGUUUAGCUGCAUGAUUGUUUCUGCUGUUUCUUCUUAUCUCUUGGCUUUCUGCCACAGUCUCCGUUCACUGCUGCUUUGCCGCCGCUUUUCAGUAUCUCCUGCUGCUGCCCACAGUGGAGAAACUCCUCCAGCUCUCAGCUACAGAACUCGGCCCAGCUUAACACUGUUCCAAGUUCUUGUAGCCUCCCUGCCAGGGACUGGGGGGGCCGAGCCCCCAACAGGGCUCCUGCCCCUUCUCCUCGUGGCUUCAGAACACGGCCACUUCUUCUCCAACUACCUCAUCAUCCUUCUUUUCCGUUUUGGUGUGCUUUGUUUUAGUUUUGCAGGAGCACUGAUUGAGUCAACAGCAAGAGAGACACCACCCCCUCGGGGGUUACCCUUUUUUUUAACUCCAGGGGGAAAAAACACUUUUUCCCCCACCACAGCAGCCUAUAGCAUUAUUCAAGAAAGGACAUUAAUCUUAAAUCUGUGGCUAUGGCUUUGUUUCUGUAUUCAUCUGACUUAUACCUUCAUGUAUUACAACACUGUGACCUCCCAAGGGCUUAUGAGCAAUGUUGUACAGUGAGGUUGUUUCUGGAGGUGCUUGGACUUUGCAACUGAACUGACUUGGUAUGUGCUUUCCUCACUAUUGUCAAUCACAUGUCUGUUGUUGUUGUGCUACCACUUAAAAUCUGUUGUGUUGAUGACUGCAUUGACUGGAAUAAGCUAGUACUCAUGGUGUGUGGUUCUAGUGAAUUUGUUUUGAACUGCUUUCUGUUUACCCCUGUGGCAUCUAGAGAAAAUAAUUCUCUACAAGCUGUCAUCAUCUGUUGAAAAGGUCAGAGACAGAACAAAUUAAAUGUCCCUGUAUGAACUUUUUCAAAAGAAAAAAACUAAAACAUUCCCGCAACAUUUCUGUAACUCUCUGAAAUAACUUCUCCUUCCACCAGUUUCAAAGCCUGCAGACACCAUGCCAGAAUCAGACUCCUAAAACAGUGAGUUCAAUAACGUGAGAUGUUAUGGGAGAACAUGGACAAGGAACUCAGCAUCUGCUGAGACCUUCAGUCUGUUGUUUGACUUUUGAACCUCAGACUGUUAAACCUCAUCAUAGGGCUCCUACAGAUUUCCAGAAGUAUGAGAACUCUUGGCUACAACGGGUAUAAAUAAUUUGGAUUGUUGACUUGGAAAAGAACAAGAGGUUGGUAGUACAUGAGGCACUUUGAUCCCAUAUGCUUCUCUGAGUCACUGUGUUCAAAGACAAAUUUAGUUACAUGUAAAUUCUACUACACCUUGCUGAGGUUUUGAUUGUGUCCUUUGCAACAUGUGUGUCUUGUGCAGCACAGACUAUGCAGGCAAUUAAAUAACAAUGCAUUUGUCAGAGAAACUGUUGAAUGAAUUCUGUUUUGCCCACAGAUACUAUAGUUUAGGGUUCAGUCAUUGUUCAGUAAAUACAGUAUCAGAAAUAUGAUAUAUGAAUGAUCUAUGGUUCCUGGUUUAGACAGAAACAAAAUACAGGAGUAGGUGGAGAAUACUGGCUUUUAAAGAUGUGGGAGUUGUGCUCUAUGGUAUUGUUUCUACUACCACCUCCUCUCUAGUUUUUGGUUUUUUUUUUUGUUUUUUUUUUUUUUUUUUAUUAUACUAACAAAUCCACUGUGAGUUUGUGAUCUGCUCAUCAUACAUUCUUGUAUCUGUAACUGUUACACCAUGAAUAUUGCCUUGUCCUUUCACUUCUCUGAUUUCAGGCCUUUCUGAAAACACUUCUCUCUCUGCACCCCAGAACUGAUAACUUCCAGCAGUAUAAUCAGUUUUGUUUCUUUGGGGAUUUUUUAAGUCAAAAGAUUGUCUAGACAGAUGAUCUGCUCAUGGUAUCUGAAGUAAUACAGUCUUGCUUGUCACUAGAUUCCAAAAGGAAUAUAUUCUAACAGUUUUCUGGAAACCACCUUGAGAGUGCAAUAUUGGAUAUAAUUAGGGAAUGUGUUUAAUAAAGAAUGUUUUUAUUAUUUUCUUCUGAUAUUUCUUCACUCUCUGUUUGAAACAGCUAUCUUACGGCUUUGGCCAACAGUUUCUAUUUGUGAGACUAAAGAUCCUCUCCUCCCUCCUCUUGUAAAAAGGAUUCAUGUCCCCACUCCCAGGAGGGGAUUAGGUUUGUUUAGGAUAAUGUUUGGUUUGUUUAAUUAUUUGACAUUUCUUUAGACCACUCAGCUGGAUUAAUUACCUUAUAUCUGCAUUUUUUUCUUCUGACUAUUAGUGCUGUUUAGCUUUAUUUUCUCCUAAUCUUUCAUCUAAUCUCCUGUCUGUUCCAAGGGGGUCGUGGGGCAGGGACUCCCAACUGCCAUAAUGCUGUGCUUGUACGUUCUGCAGCACCAAGCCAACUCCUUGGACUCCCACGGCCUGGCAGACUCCAGGACACACACGUGGUUUGUUCUAGGAUUAAAUAUUUGUUGUCGUGUUUAUGCUUCACUUCUCUACAGUUACCCACGUUGUUUAAAUUAGACAACUGGAAUGCAGAGCAUGCUGUAUUACAUGGAAUUGUCAACUGAGGGAUUAAGGCUUACUGGAGUUGGUACUUUGAUGUGGCCAGCUUUUCAUCAGCUGCUGCAGUUUAAAAUCAGAUGGAAACUUUUAUAGUGGAGCCCAGCAUUCUGCUACAGUUCUCAGCACUUAACCUGCUAACCCACAACAGAAGAGAGGGAUUUUUCUUAUUUUUCCUUCCCCCCCCCCCCCCCCAAGUCAAUAUUUUAGCAAUUCUUUCUCUCUUGUAUGUGUUCAGCUUAGGCUGCAGAACUGUAACCAGCAUGGCAGGAGGGUAACUCCCACUCAGAGCUUUUCCCUCCAUCUCAGCCAGAACACAGUCACCCAAGGGUCCUGCUGUGGUUGCUACGCAUUGCUACUGCAGUAAAUAUAGUGCUCAGGACUGCACUUAGAAGGGAUUUUAAAAGCACAUAUUAGAGAAAAAAAUAAAUUACUAAAUUUUGUGUUUCUCAAUGAAAUCUGACUGUUAAGAUUUGUAUUUUGGGGCAAAAAAGAGCAAAAGCUUACUAAAUGAAAUUUUUUUGACAAAAGUUAGCAUUUGGAAAGAAUAAUAUACAUUGCACCUGUUAGUGUAAUAUGUGAGUAGCACACAGAGAAUGAAACCAGGUGCUUCUUUUCCCAAACAGACAUUUUAAAAUUAUUCCAAUUUCAUUUUGUGGGUUUUGUUCUGCAGUGAAUAUAUGCCAUCCUGUGGGGUUAAUGGCUUUGGCAAAAAGCUGAAGCAUUCACAAGGAAUAUUUUAGUUAAUACCUAUAGUUUGGAGACUUCUAAAGAAGAUUUUUCUAAUUGUGAAACUUCAAAGAUAGUUUUACUGAAACCUCCUUCAAAAAGGUUUUGAAGAAAAUGAAUCUCAAAAAAAUGACUAAUCUAUAAAAUAAACAUUGGGAUCUUUUGCUGCUACACA